UUGACCGAUCUGCAGAUGUAACAGUGUAACAGUUACUGCAUAUCUCUAGACUCUCCAGUCACCUUGGGCCGCCUACUGCUCCUGACUAGAUAUGGCACUGGACGAAAUUCAGCAGAAAUUUAGAGGCAAAUGGAAACUGUGUCGGAGUGAAAAUUUUGAGGAUUUUCUGAAAGAAAUGGGGGUAAAUGUAGUUGCUAGGAAGCUAGCAGCUGCUGGCAAACCGGAACAGGAAGUUGAAGUGAAAGAUGGUAAAAUCCGCAUCGUGUACAAGACUGGAUUCUGGGACAGAGAGGACAACUUUAACCUGGACGAAGAGUUCGAGAAUGAGACGAACAAAGUCAAACACAAGGUUGUAGGUUCCUACAAGGACGGGAAGCUGGAGACGGUGGCGACGCCGAUAGACUCGGAACUGCCACCGCAGAGAACCGUCCGAGAUGUUGUUGAUGGAGAAAUGGUGAUGACUAUUCACGCGCGUGAUGUGGUAUGUACACGGUACUUCAAGCGCCUCCAGUGACACGGGAGCAGAUCUCGGAUGCAGCUGUGGGAUGAUUAGGACAAUACUGGACAGGACCACAUGACAUGAUGCGACAUGACGUGACAUGACAGCUAUAUAGUUUGGAAGCCGUUCCCGACAAGUCAAAGCGACUAUCGGUACGGUUAUUGUCGAGUAUAUGUUUCACAUGGUACAUGGUACAAGGCGCUUGUAAAAUAAAAAUAUUUGAAUGUUUUAA
Haliotis rufescens (red abalone) is the source of this 731-nucleotide messenger RNA. Its product is annotated as cellular retinoic acid-binding protein 2-like. Bases 92 to 514 code for a protein of 140 amino acids. Lineage: Eukaryota; Metazoa; Mollusca; Gastropoda; Lepetellida; Haliotidae. The transcript is spliced from 4 exons. Gene Ontology annotation, molecular function: fatty acid binding. The record is from RefSeq and is a predicted model, not a curated record. Gene Ontology annotation, cellular component: nucleus; cytosol. Gene Ontology annotation, biological process: fatty acid transport.